This is a messenger RNA of Cladocopium goreaui, 653 nucleotides long. The record is from the annotation of a GenBank genome assembly. Lineage: Eukaryota; Dinophyceae; Suessiales; Symbiodiniaceae.
GGGAUCAUAAUCUUCCAAGCCGUGCCCUUUGACAAUGGGAGUUCUCAGCAACCUUUCCGAGGACGCGAACCAGUUCUUCUCAGGCCUUGGGCAUCACAAACACCUGACCCCGCAGGCCGGAGCUACAUCCUUUGAAGAAGACAUCCCCAAAUGUUUCAAUCGUCAGGGCCAGGUGUGUAACAUGUCGGUGUUGCCGAUGAACAAAGAGAAAGAAGCACUUCUCGAUAAGCGAAUGGAGCGACUCCAGGCGGAUAUGCAGCUGCGACCGAAGAUGUUCCUUGGGAGCCAAGAUGUCACCAGCCAGAUGGAUCAGGCCAAUGAGAUGUCGAAGCAGGAAUUGAAGAAUAUGACCGAGAAGGUCGAGGUCUACGAACGAGCCCACCUGGACUUUGUGAAAGCAUACCUGGCCUACAAGAAAGAGUUGAUGAACUGGCAGUCUGGCGUUCGUGGCCUUGAAGAUGACUAUGCCUUGCACUGUCGACCGUUUCACGACGUGACCAUGGACUGCGAGAGGAAGUGGCGUUCUGCCAUGCGGAUGUGGGCGGCGCGUGAGCCCCUCCCUGAUUGCAUGGUUGGCGUGGUCACUCCAUACGUGCGCCAACCCAGGCCCCAAUCUCGGAGCUGGAAAGAAUGGCUAUUCUGAAUGUUCAAAA